Messenger RNA from Limanda limanda (common dab), 1170 nucleotides. RefSeq names its product nucleosome assembly protein 1-like 4. Gene Ontology annotation, cellular component: nucleus; chromatin. The coding region runs from base 1 to 1170 and encodes 389 amino acids. Gene Ontology annotation, biological process: nucleosome assembly. The record is from RefSeq and is a predicted model, not a curated record. Lineage: Eukaryota; Metazoa; Chordata; Actinopteri; Pleuronectiformes; Pleuronectidae. The transcript has 14 exons. Gene Ontology annotation, molecular function: chromatin binding; histone binding.
AUGCUGUUCACCAAACUCGGAGACCUUCGGCUCAACAUCGCCCUCUCUCAAAUGCUAAGUCCUCCCCUCUACUCCCUGUUCAAGCAUGACUGCACGCCCACCCACAGCUCCAACACCAUCAUCAAAAUUGGAACACAGGUGUAUCAAAAACUCAUGGCUAAUUCGUAUGCAAGUAAAGGGGAGCCAGUGAUGCAAAGCCCUGUCGGACAGAUGGACAUACCUUUCAGCUUCCACUUCUUGGAAAGCAUGCUUCCCAAAGCAGUGAAGCGGCGAGUGCAUGCCUUGAAAAGGCUACAGGUGCAGUGCGUCAACAUAGAAGCCAAAUUCUACGAGGAAGUCCACGAGCUAGAGAGGAAGUACGCUGCCCUCUACCAACCACUGUUUGACAAGAGACGGGAUAUUGUCACAGGAACAGUGGAGCCCACAGAAGAGGAGUGUGAGUGGCACAGCGACAGAGAGGAAGAGGAAGAGCUAGCUGAGGAAGUAAAGGAAAAAGCUGCCCUUGAGGACCCCAAAGGCAUUCCCGAGUUCUGGCUCACCAUAUUCAAGAAUGUGGACAUGCUCAGUGACAUGCUAGAGAAGCACGAUGAGCCCAUCCUAAAGCACCUGAAAGAUAUUCAGAUCAAGUUUUCUGAACCUGUACAGCCGAUGAGUUUCACAUUAGAGUUCCACUUUGAGUCGAAUGGUUACUUCAACAAUGCAGUCCUCACUAAAGUCUACAAGAUGAAGUCAGAGCCCGAUGCCCCAGACCCGUUCUCAUUUGAGGGCCAAGAGAUCAUUGACUGCGAAGGCUGUCAGAUAGAUUGGCAUAACGGCAAGGAUGUGACAGUGAGAACUAUAAAGCAGAAGCAUAACGACUGCGGCAACAUUCGCACUGUUAGCAAACAGGUCCCCAACUACUCUUUCUUCAACUUCUUUAAUCCAGUUAAAGCUUCACCAGGCGGAGAAAUGGAUGAAGACUCUGAGAUCGGUAAUUUCUUCCACGAGAGAAUAGUUCCCAGAGCUGUGCUGUAUUUCACUGAGGAGGCCCUGGAAGAUGACGAGAGCUUCGAAGAGGAGGAGUUGGAAGAGGGAGAUGAAGAGGACCAAGACAAUGAAGGCUAUGACGACGAUUAUGAGGGAGACUGCGACCCCAAGAGUGUUGCUGCUGAUCUGUGGACAGUCAGCUGA